AUGAAUAAUAAAUUAAUCAGUCCACCCUUCUGUCCGUCAAAGGCUCCUCAGGCGACCACUAUUUUCCACCAGUUGACAGAAGCUGUGACCUCACCUUUUGCGCCGGUGCAUCCAGGACACAUUAGAGAGGAACUUGUUGAACUGAUGAUGAUACAGAAUGCACAGAUGCAUCAGGUUGUCAUGAAUAACAUGACCAUAUUUGUACUCAACAGUUUUGACUGCACACACACACCUGAGGUGAUGUAUUUAAAAGUUCACUGAAUAAACAGAAACAUGUUUCAGUUUGAUUUGAAAAUGGAAUGUUUCCAUGUCCAAUUUCAAUAUAAUAUAAUGGUGUAUAGCUCUCAGUUUGUAUGAAUUGUUUUAUAGACAAGGAUCGAUAUGGAUUUAGAGGAGAAGCCUGUUGUUUACCACCAUUAUUACCCCCCUGUGCCCAGCCUCUGUUACCCAGGUUGGGUACCUUUACCUCAGCUGCUGAUCCAGGCUCCAUUCCCUCUCCUCCAGAAGAUACAGGACCCACCACAAGCUGCACAACUUGUUUGCACAGGAUACAGAGACGUGUACUGUAGUUACAAAAUAAAAACAUUGUAUUGCAUGUAUUUUAUUGUUUGUACAUAGUAGUUUAAGACACCUAAUAUAAAGUGGGACCAACAAUUAUAAUGGUCAUAAAAUUAUGUUGCCUUUUCUUGCAUGCAACAUAUAUAAUUUUUUGUGAGGUUCACCCUGAAGUGUGUACAAACACACUGUAACUCACCAGAGUGAUGUAAUUCAGGAAAGCUGUACCACCCCCACCUCCACCCAGUGCUUUACUGUCAUUUUAACAUAAUGAAUUUCUCUUGCAGCAGUUUAUGCUGCAGAGAGAGGGCAGUGAUGAACAGUUCCUCUUCUGGGAUAAUGCUCGGGCAUGGAGUUGUUGAGUGUGAGGUGUGUGUCUUUAAAUACAUGUGUACACACCUAAUGAAAUGUUAUCACGGUUUUAAAAAUGAGUACAGAAUGGAAUACAUGAUGCUUUGAAAAACACAUAAAUUAU
Molecule: messenger RNA, 1030 nt
Organism: Myxocyprinus asiaticus (Chinese sucker)
Lineage: Eukaryota; Metazoa; Chordata; Actinopteri; Cypriniformes; Catostomidae
Product: proline-rich protein 29-like
Exons: 2
Coding region: 1-261 (86 amino acids)
Source: RefSeq, a predicted model, not a curated record